AUGUUUGCAGUCUUGGUGGAAGACUUUAAAGAGCAUAUCAGCAAGCUGGUCAAGUAUUUCAGCCGCCAGCUCUCCUGCAAGAGGAAAGUGGCCCUGCAGGAGCGCAAUGCCAAGCUGGAGGGCUUCCCGCAGCUCCUGCACUGGUUCCGCAUCGUCAACAUCCGCAAGGAAGUCAUGGAGGAAAUCGUUCCUGGCCAGCUGAGCCUCGAAGAUCUUCUGGAAAUGACAGACGAGCAGGUCUGUGAGACGGUGCAGAAGUUUGGGGCCAACAGAGAGGAGUGUGCCCGCCUCAACGCCUCCCUGUCCUGCCUGAGGAACGUCCAUAAAUCAGGAGGGAGCCUGUCCAAACAAGACUGGACCAUCCAGUGGCCAAUGACCGAGACCGGCAAGGAGAACAACUCUGCGUGCCAAUCAGAAUCCAUGCAGUGGAUUCGAACUCACCUUUCUCCAAGCCCUAAAUCUCAGUCCAAAUGCAUUCAGCGUUACUGCCUCCAGGGCUUGUCUCAUGGAUCAGUGUACACCCAUGUGGACAGGCUGACGGUGGAAGGCUUUCUGGGACUGUGUCCUCCUCUGGAAUCGGGCCACCGCUCCUUGCCACCAUCCCCAAGACAGCGGCAUGCUGCCCAUACACCACCACGCACCCCUAAUAUAGUCACCACCAUGACUCCGCCUGGCACCCCGCCAAUCAGGAGGCGAAACAAGGGGAAACCUCCAGGCACUCCGCCCCCCUCCUCCCGCAAACUGAUCCAUCUUUUCCCGGGUUUCACGGCCUUGCAUCGCAGCAAGUCCCAUGAGUUUCAGCUGGGAAAUCGAGUGGACGAGGCUCACACGCCCAAAGCAAAGAAAAAGAACAAACCCUUGAACCUCAAGAUCCACAACAGCGUGGGGAGCUGCGAGAACAUCCCAGCCCAGCGCUCUCCCCUCCUCUCCGAACGGUCCCUGCGGUCUUUCUUUGUCGGACACCCACCUUUCCUUCCUUCUACCCCUCCUGUCCAUACUGAUGGCACAUUCUCCACAAAUACACUCUCAGUACCUCGCUGGUCCCCGCAAAUUCCUCGACGAGAUCUUGGAAACUCAAUUAAACAUAGGUUUUCCACCAAGUACUGGAUGUCUCAGACAUGCACCGUCUGUGGGAAAGGGAUGUUGUUUGGGCUGAAAUGUAAAAACUGCAAGCUAAAGUGCCACAACAAAUGUACCAAAGAGGCCCCACCGUGUCACCUUCUGAUCAUCCACCGUGGAGACCCAAAGCAACUAGUCCGGACAGAAUCCGUGCCAUGUGAUAUUAACAACCCAUUGCGGAAGCCUCCUAGAUACUCAGACCUGCACAUCAGCCAGACCCUUCCCAAAACCAACAAAAUCAACAAGGACCACAUUCCAGUGCCCUACCAGCCUGACUCCAGCAGCAAUCCCUCAUCGACAACGUCGUCUACGCCUUCCUCACCAGCUCCUCCCCUGCCACCCAGCGCCACACCGCCUUCUCCCCUGCAUCCCUCCCCACAGUGCACGCGGCAACAGAAGCAGUUCAACUUGCCAGCUUCCCAUUACUACAAGUACAAGCAGCAGUUCAUCUUCCCAGAUGUUGUCCCUGAGACUCCCACCAGAGCACCCCAAGUUAUCCUUCAUCCAGUGAAUUCUAACCCAAUCCUGGAAGGAAAUCCAUUACUUCAAAUUGAAGUGGAGCCAACCUCUGAGAACGAAGAGGCACAUGAAGAGGAGUCAGAGGAUGACUUUGAGGAGAUGAACCUCUCACUCCUGUCAGCCCGCAAUUUUCCACGCAAGGCCAGCCAGACUAGCAUUUUCCUGCAAGAGUGGGACAUCCCUUUUGAGCAAUUGGAAAUUGGUGAAUUGAUUGGCAAUGGCCGCUUUGGGCAAGUGUUUCAUGGCCGCUGGCACGGCGAGGUGGCCAUCCGCCUCAUUGACAUUGAGCGGGACAAUGAGGACCAGCUGAAGGCCUUCAAGCGGGAAGUGAUGGCCUAUCGGCAGACGCGACAUGAGAAUGUGGUGCUGUUCAUGGGUGCUUGCAUGAACCCUCCCCACCUUGCCAUCAUCACCAGCUUGUGCAAAGGACGGACACUCUAUUCAGUGGUGAGAGAUGCGAAAGUCAUCCUGGACGUCAACAAAACAAGGCAGAUCGCUCAAGAGAUUGUCAAGGGCAUGGGUUACCUCCACGCAAAGGGAAUUCUCCACAAAGACCUCAAGUCCAAAAAUGUGUUCUAUGACAAUGGCAAGGUGGUGAUCACAGACUUUGGCCUCUUCAGCAUAUCAGGAGUUCUGCAAGCAGGCAGCAGGAGGGAGAAUAAACUGCGGAUCCAGAAUGGCUGGCUGUGCCAUCUGGCCCCAGAAAUCAUCCACCAGCUCUCGCCUGACACGGAAGAAGACAAGCUGCCUUUCUCCAAGAACUCGGAUGUCUUUGCAUUCGGCACCAUCUGGUAUGAGCUGCACGCGCGGGAAUGGCCUUUCAAGACCCAACCUGCGGAGGCAAUAAUUUGGCAAGUGGGCCGAGGGAUGAAGCCGAACCUUAGCCAAAUUGGCAUGGGGAAGGAGAUCUCGGACAUUCUUCUCUUUUCCUUGGCCUAUGAGCUUCAGUAAGAGCGCCCGACCUUCACCAAGCUCAUGGAGAUGCUGGAGAAACUGCCAAAGCGGAACCGUCGCCUGUCCCAUCCUGGCCACUUCUGGAAGUCAGCAGAGUAA
This is a messenger RNA of Gekko japonicus, 2691 nucleotides long. RefSeq names its product kinase suppressor of ras 2 (gene KSR2). Gene Ontology annotation, molecular function: ATP binding; protein kinase activity. NCBI's taxonomy places the organism in Eukaryota, Metazoa, Chordata, Lepidosauria, Squamata, Gekkonidae. The record is from RefSeq and is a predicted model, not a curated record. Gene Ontology annotation, biological process: protein phosphorylation.